CAGAGUUAAUGUCAGAUGUGUCCCGGCAGUCAAGGAUCUCAUCCAUGGAGAGGAGCCUCACAGUCCUGCAGGUGAGCCUGUACCAUCCCACACUGGGCUCUGCCGCCUUUGCCAAUGUCCCACGACAACUGCAGCAUGACAUCAGCCGGCUGCUGGUUGGGCGGGGACAGGAUGCCCACCUUCGGCUGCAGCUGCCCCAGCUCUCCCGCCACCAUCUAUCCCUGGAGCCCUACCUGGAGAAAGGUCACACUCUGCUAGCCUUCUGCCUCAAGGUCCUGAGUCGCAAGAGCUGUGUGUGGGUCAAUGGGCUGCCACUGAGAUACCUGGAGCAGGCCCCCCUGAGCACCACCAACAGGAUCUCCUUCUCUGGCAUCCAGAUGGCAGUCCACAUAGAGGGGGGUGCCUCCCUUGAAGCCUUUGUCUGCUCCUUCCAUUUUAGCCCCUCGCCCCUGAUUUACAGACCCAAGGCUGAGGAGACUGACGAAUGGGAAAACAUCUUUGAGGAAGAGCCUCCCCAGGCUUUGGGGGAGCUGACUCCUGGUCUCCUGGGGUCUCUCCAUGGCUCCUCCCAGACUCAGACAGCUGUCUCCAGCCAAGCCCUGGAGGAGGACCAGAAAUAA
Molecule: messenger RNA, 620 nt
Organism: Nannospalax galili (Upper Galilee mountains blind mole rat)
Lineage: Eukaryota; Metazoa; Chordata; Mammalia; Rodentia; Spalacidae
Gene: Tifab
Product: TIFA inhibitor
Exons: 2
Coding region: 9-620 (203 amino acids)
Biological process (GO): canonical NF-kappaB signal transduction
Molecular function (GO): protein binding
Source: RefSeq, a predicted model, not a curated record